UAUAACUAGCAGAACCAGUACAGAAUGUAUUGCAUUGGCUUCAUCCUGCUUAUCAGCUGUAGAUUUUGUCUUUCACAGCCUCCACCGUUCGGUCCCGGUCCGCCGAUCGGUCCCGGUCUUCCACCUCCCCUGAGAAGAUGUUCUAAAAAUGUCCGACCUGUUUGUGGUGCUGAUGGAAUCACACAUUCAAAUUUAUGCAUAGCCAGACGAUUAGGAAUACCAGUACUUUGUAGAAAGCCCUGUCCUUGUGACUGUAGAUGCAAAACCAACAAUAAUCCAGUUUGUGGAGUGGAUGGCAAAAAUUAUACAAAUAAAUGCAUAGCUGAACGAUGCAAGAAAGUGAAGAUGCAGUGUAGAGGACGGUGUCCAUGUAAACAAAAACAAUGUAGAAAGUGUCCUAGACGGGGAGACCCUGUAUGUGGAUCUAAUGGAAUAACAUACACCAACGAAUGUAGGGCCAAAUGUCAAAAAGCAGAGAUUAAAUGUCAAGGGCCCUGUCCUUGUCGUUGCUCACGACUUUGCCCUCCAAUAAAUGACCCUGUGUGUGGAACGGACGACAGAACCCAUGAUAACAGUUGCGUGGCGAUGAGGUGUCGAAAUGUUCAAGUUAAAUGCAAAGGCAAAUGUCCAUGUGGGAAUGGGAAUUGCAAUGAUAAAUGUCCAAAGAGAGUGAACCGUGUUUGUGGAGAAGAUGGUCAAACAUAUAUUAAUGAAUGUCAGACGAAAUGUGCGAAUGUAAAAAUUAAGUGCAAUAAAAAGUGUCCAUGCGUUUCCACCACGUGUUCCAAACGUGAUUGUCCGUUCAGUAGACCUGUAUGCGGUGUAAAUGGAAGAACAUAUGAUACUAUAUGUGAAGCUAAGUGCAAGAAUGUCAAAGCAGCAUGUACUGGUCGUUGUCCGUGCAGAAAAUGCACAUGUCCGAAAUUGAAGUUUCCUGUGUGUGGCUCUAAUGGUAGGACCUAUGAUAAUAAUUGCAAAGCAGGGUGUGCGAGGACAACAACUAAAUGCUUUGGACGUUGUCCUUGUCGAGGUGCUAGAAAUUGAAGCAGACAUGUUUCUUAAAAUACAAUUAGAUUAUAUUGCAUACACAGAUGUAUUAAAUAAAGAAAUAAUACGUGAAUCA
Molecule: messenger RNA, 1123 nt
Organism: Mytilus trossulus (common blue mussel)
Lineage: Eukaryota; Metazoa; Mollusca; Bivalvia; Mytilida; Mytilidae
Product: agrin-like
Exons: 13
Coding region: 25-1044 (339 amino acids)
Molecular function (GO): protein binding
Source: RefSeq, a predicted model, not a curated record